Homarus americanus (American lobster) is the source of this 4200-nucleotide messenger RNA. Its product is annotated as calcium-independent phospholipase A2-gamma-like. NCBI's taxonomy places the organism in Eukaryota, Metazoa, Arthropoda, Malacostraca, Decapoda, Nephropidae. The annotation marks the transcript as partial. Gene Ontology annotation, biological process: arachidonate metabolic process. The transcript is spliced from 8 exons. The record is from RefSeq and is a predicted model, not a curated record. Gene Ontology annotation, cellular component: membrane.
GUAGUUCUAAAUGAGAACUCAACUGAACUGCAGAAGGCACUGAAAACUGUUAAUGCUUACACAUCAUUGUACUUCUCUCAAGUUCGCCUCAACUUCUCAAAAAAUGAGGAACCUAAGAAUACUGAGAAAAAUAUACCAAAAUGGAGAGUAAAGAAGGACAUUGUUUCUAAGGCAUCUGUUGACGCUCGGACUCGGUUUUUAGUAAAAGGUCUUGGUGUCCACCUGACUGAGGGAGGUCGUUUAAGAAAACUUGAAGACUUACGCAACCACCUCAGACAAUACCCACAAGCUAAAGGAGUAGCUGUCAAGAGAGGAGGUAUUCAACGAUUAUUGAAAAUCGUAGAAAGGACAACGAAUGAAUCGGUGAAAUGUGAAGCACGGGAAGCUCUGGCCUUGUUGGGUUACACAUCACCUGUUAAAGCUCAUGGCAUUAGACUCCUGACAAUUGAUGGUGGAGGUGUGAGAGGCUUGGUCGCCUUAGAAGUACUGAGAAAAAUUGAGCAAGAAGCAGGUCAUCCUAUUCAUGAACUCUUUGAUUAUAUUUGUGGUGUGUCAACUGGAGCUAUUCUUGCUGUCAUGAUGGGUGUACAUCGAUUUUCAUUAGAUGAGUGUGAGACAAUGUAUAGGGAACUGAGUACACAGAUCUUCACUCAGACAACUUUUAAAGGAGCCACCAGUCUGUUCAUGAGGAACUCCUACUACGACUCUAAUUCUUGGACGGAGAUACUGAAAGAGCACAUGGGUGCUAAGUCCCUCAUUGAAACAGCACGAGAUGCAGAUGGUCCCAAGCUAUGCCUCGUCGCUACAUCAGCCAACACAAACAGAAUCCAGGCGUACCUCUUCCGUAAUUACAAUCUUCCUUACCGAGUUACUAGUCACUACCAGGGAACAUCAUUACCUCUAAUCUGGGAAGCUGUGAGAGCCUCUGCUGCAGCUCCCGGUUACUUUUCUGAGUUCAGGAUAGGAGACCUGAUAUUAUUGGAUGGUGGAUUAUUUGUAAACAACCCAACUGCAAUUGCUGUUCAUGAGGCCAAGCAGUUAUGGCCAGAUGUUGAGCUCCAAUGUGUGGUAUCAGUGGGUACUGGAAGACAUGAACCCAUUGCCAGUACCAGUGAGGCAUCCAUCAGCUGGGCUACACGCAUUAGAACGGUUCUCAACAGUGCUACUGAUACUGAAGGGGUCCACACCACCAUGCAUGACUUGCUACCCGGCAAAGUGUAUUAUAGAUUCAACCCGUAUCUCAGCGACGAAAUUGGCCUGGAUGAGAUUGGAGAAGAGCGCCUGUCAAUAAUGAUGGAGGACACAAAACUAUACCUACGUAAGAAUGAGAUGAAGAUCAAAGAGGCUGUCCAGGGUCUCACCAGGACCAAGAACCCAUUAGACCGUGUUAAAGAUUGGUAUCAGUAUCAGCUGCAGGUGUGGCCAUCAGUAUAGGUUCAUGUAUCAGUCUCCGUUACAGGUCACCAAUUACCGGUACUAGUCUUAGGUAUUACAGUAAAUCAGUCACAAGUUUGGUUAUCAAUAUAAGUUACAGAUCGUGGAAAUCCCUUAUGAAGUACUUGCAUGUAUAAAUUGCUAAGACUAUCAAAAAAAAUAUUUGAAAACAAUAAUUACUGCAUUGUGAGAAACAUCUUUUAUAAAAAUUAAGGUAUAAAAAGAAAAUAGGAAAAAGGGACACUACUUACAAACUGUAAGAUGUCUGUGGUGUGAGAAGUGAGGCAAUAUGGGAAACUGGAGUCUUGGGUGGGGAUGCCAAGAGUUAAGUACAGGUAAACCUCUAUUUACGAUAAUUCGCUUUAACAAUGCUGAUAUAUUAUGACCAUUUCCUUAUUUGUGGUGUAAACAGACUCGCAUUAAUGAUAUUCGUCAUUCCACCAACUCGCCAAAUGAAACCUAUCACACUUCAUUUGUCAGCUGAGUCAUCUACCCGAACGCCGCCGUCUGGUGAAGUACAGUCCAGGCAUUGUUUCUUCUUGGUUACAUGUGUUUAAGGUAAUGGAUUUCAAUGUUUAUUGGUCAACAUCAGUGUUGCUUUAUUACCUUACAUUCAGAGGACGUCACUAAAGUUCACUUUGUACUCUGAAGUUCUGUCAUUCUGACUGUGAAGUGAUAUGUGAGCCUGAGGAGUGCUCCACGAGUGACCCACACACUCAUCAUGUGAAUCCUACUGCACCGAGCUUAGUGAGGAGGAAAGAUGUUACUUUAGAUGUGUUAAGGUAUUCUGAAGAGGGGGAACAAGUAGUGUAUAUUGCUAGAGCUCUAGGUUUGACAUUUAACAUAAUUUCUGAGGUUUUCCUAUUUUUUGUUUGAGAUCUUUUUGUUUUGUUAAAAAAGUCUAAAAGGCUUUAUUUGAGGUAAAUCUCCACAUUUAAAAAAAUUAUGUUAUUUUGUUAUCAAAAAAAUUUAUUAUUAAAGGUUAGAAGCAAAUUUAAAUACUGUAUCAUAAAAGUUGUUUAAUGUAUCAUUUUGUUGCAUUUAUAUUAACUUAUUGGAUGAGUGAAUGAGGGAGGUCAUCUUGUGAGCCUUGAACCCUAACUCAGUUUCCUAUAGACCCUUUGUAUUUUUUUUACCUGGUUUCUACUUGCAUGGUGUUCUUUAAGGAUGUAACCACUGUGUACUGUACAUUGAGGUGAACUGUAGUUAUUUGGCAGCUUAAUACAGUACAGCAUUCCCUUAAAGCUUGCAGAGGUUAGGUAAAAUGGAUCCUGUGAGAAAGCAAAAUCAACGAUUUUUUCAUGUCGUCCCAGGAGUGUGCAAAAUACAUAUAAAUAGCUAUACACACAUGUACACGUGUAUAACAACAUUUUAUAUGCAUAAGACAAUAUAAUAAACAUGAAAUAACAUAAAUAACUAAACAUAAACAUGAAAUAACACUUACUGUAUUGUAGUGUUGACUCCUCUUGAUCCCUGGCAACUCUCCCCUUGCCAUAGGUAAGGUGAAUGAUGGUUAUGAUGAUGCUGAUGAAGAUGAUGAUGCUUGGUGAUGAUGUUCACUGCCCCUCACCCUCGUCAUCCUUUCUUGCAACUUGUCUAACAUCUUCAUCUUCUCUAUGUCAUCACUUUCAUUUCCCUCUUCUUAAAUGAGGUUUCAAUGCUAGAAUCACUUGCAGGGUGUUUAGGAGGCAUGGUGAAACACAAUGCUGCAAAGAAGCCAGUAAGUGAACAUCACUGGGAGGAGAGCAUACUGCAAACAAUGCUAGGUGUGGGGAAUCAUGUGCGCCACCUUGUGGCCGCAAGCUCACUCCAACAGCUGACGCUCGCCCUGAGCACCGCCUCUCAGCUUCAAAUAUAUUUUACUUAUUUUCCAUGGGAAUCCGCGAGUUUUCGAGGGACGCAAGCUUUAAAACCGCGAGCCUUGGGGGAAUAUUGUAUUACAAAAAAUAAGCAGAGAAAUUUUUUAACUUUUUAAAAGAAAUUUAUAUUAUUUUAACUGCUGUACAUGGCAGAUAUUGUAUAGAUAUAGGAAUUUUAUUUAUGAAAAGGAUACAUUAUAUUAGUUGUAACUGGAUGAAUAUAAAUUCACUUCUGGCAUUGUACUUAGACUACUACCAGAGUGUUCUUAGUGAUAUAUUAAAUUUACCUGUGAUUUACAUAUACCUGUACUCUCCUAAAUAGUAAAUUUAUGUUUUUAUAUAUUGUACAUCAAUUGAUGUUAGACAUAUGAGCACUGUUAUUCAGCUUAGUUUGAUUAAUCUUGACGAGAACAGCACUUAUUUUAUCCCAUUCCUUUGUAUUAACAUGGUUGCUUUUCGUGUAUGAGGAUGGUCAGCCCUAGGGCCACUUUGGCGUGAAUUUGUUUAAGGUGAAGAAACUGUUGCCAACACAACAACCACACCAUAAGUUAAUGAGUUGCAUGGCCCAAAGUCAAGGAAUAGUUCAAGAAGACCAGACAACUCCCCAUCUGCACUAGCUAACCAUUACCCCGGAACACAAUCCGCAAAUUGAUUAACAUCCAGGUCCCCAAUUACUGCUAGGUCGACAGAGGCAAACGGCAUAAAGAAAUUGCCCAUAGUUUCACCCUGCCCUAGUUCAAACCUAGGACCAUUCACUUGAGAGGUGAGUAUGCUGACCAUUACACUACCUGUUGCCAGUAAUGGUCAUCAUUUCUCCCAACCCAUACACGUGUAAUGCCUCCCACGAUGCUGUUCUGUGCACCCUAUCAUAUGCCUUUUCCAGUUCUCCUAUAAAACAUUAAAACCA